Messenger RNA from Iphiclides podalirius (scarce swallowtail), 723 nucleotides. NCBI's taxonomy places the organism in Eukaryota, Metazoa, Arthropoda, Insecta, Lepidoptera, Papilionidae. The record is from the annotation of a GenBank genome assembly.
AUGGAUUUGAAUAAGACAUUAUCGACUCCGGCUUUGAAGAGUUCGAAGGAAAUUGAACUCAACGAGGAGUGGAACAACUUCAUGAAGAGAAUCGGCGAAGUGAGCAACUUAGUGAGGGACAUCGCGAGCGGUGACAAAGAAAAAUCUGACGCAGCCUCGGCGCUAGCGGAACAGUACUUGGAAGGGAAAAUUAUUACAGAUGAAAACGCAGAAAUGAAGAUCAAAGAGGACAGAACUGUUAUUAACCGAAAGGCGUUGGAAAAUAUUGGCCACAAUGAAUCAGGCGAGAUGUGCAGGGAGGCUUGGAUGGCUGAGGUGAGCAAGGAUGCCGAGAGACGUUUCCAGGAUCGGAAAGUGCGCCGCGAGAGGAUGGAGACCCUCAAGACACAGGCCACAAAGGCGUUCAGACGCGGUGAAUACGAGAAGGCCCUCUCCUGCUACAACCGCGCGAUAGAACUGGUCAAGGACAAUCCAAUGUUGUACUGCGACCGCGCCCUCACCAACAUCAAGCUAAAGAGAUUUGAAAAGGUGUUCCAUGACUGCGACUGGGCGUUACGUAUAAACGAAAAGAGUUUUAAGGCGCGCCUGUACAAAGCCAAAGCUUACAAGGAGCUGGGGGAAACUGAGAAAUAUGAAGAAUGCCAGCGAGAGUUGGACGAAAUGUUCCCGCAACAUCGAGAGCUAUCUAGUUAUUUUCUUAACAAAAGUGAAGAUCUUGAAGAU